Synchiropus splendidus (mandarinfish) is the source of this 7845-nucleotide messenger RNA. Its product is annotated as receptor-type tyrosine-protein phosphatase F. Lineage: Eukaryota; Metazoa; Chordata; Actinopteri; Syngnathiformes; Callionymidae. The coding region runs from base 858 to 6620 and encodes 1920 amino acids. The transcript has 39 exons. Gene Ontology annotation, molecular function: protein binding; protein tyrosine phosphatase activity. The record is from RefSeq and is a predicted model, not a curated record. Gene Ontology annotation, biological process: protein dephosphorylation.
GCUGUUCAAACGUAGCACGGUGUUUUUUUUUCAGCUGUCCAAUUCUUGCUGCUUGGUCGGUGACGGAGCCGAAGCGGGCGGCAGCUCCGAGUGGAGCCGAGUGCAGCCGAAGACCGCGCUGACCGACCUGAGCGUUUUCCUCCACAGAAGCAGGAGAAGCGUGACUGAGCCGCGCGAGGCGUCGCAACUCCUCACCUUCCACCGCUCCUUCCGGGGGAGGACUGCACUCCCGCACUCGCGGGCGCAACUUAGGAGACACGGGGACUAGAUUCCAUCUUGAAUUCACCAAUUGUUCCCAGUCGCGGGAACCCGCCGGGGACUUUUCUGGGAGCAGCGGACGGACAGCGCUGUGCGCGAGCCCCGGACGCCCGUGCAGGACCUCGUGUUCCCCGGACUUCCACAGUCCCCCUCUGUUUUCCUGCCCUGGACUGCUGUUUUUUGCUUCUUUUUUUGCUUUGACACUCAAGUGGAUUUGUGCGAACUGGACUAGCGGAGGACGGCGAUGCUCCCGGCGACGACAGAGCGGAGACUCAGAUCAAGUGCGGUGGAGGAGCAGCGCAUCAAGUGCAAACCCGUGUCUCUGAAAUGAGCUUGUGCUGUGAUCAAACCCUUUUGGACUUAAAUGGGAUUGUAGUGUUUCCAGUCAUCUGGACCAUUCGAAUGAGACAGGCGUUGAGGGAGUCUUCUGCACCACUGGAUAUUUCUUUCCCCUGGAUUUCUCUCUGGAAUAAGUGCCUCGCCGCUCAGAAGGAAUGAGGAUUUGUCUAUAAGUGGACUUAAUUGACAUGCGUCGGUGCUAGUGAUUGAUCCUGUCACAGUGGGACGCGUCUAAGGGGGGACCGAGGAGGACCCACAACAUGGUGCAUCACAUCCACCCGGCAGUGCCCCUCCGGUCCAGAGGGGCGGUGCUGUUGCUGUUUCUGCUCUGCUGCGCGGAGUUCUCCUCUUCUGCAGACAGCAUGCCGAGUUUCGUGAAAACCCCAGAGGACCAGACGGGGAUCUCGGGCGGCGUGGCUUCCUUCGUGUGUCAGGCCACCGGGGAGCCCAAACCCAGGAUCACCUGGAUGAAGAAAGGCAAGAAAGUCAGCUCGCAGCGCUUUGAGGUGAUCGAGUUCGACGACGGCUCAGGCUCGGUUCUGAGGAUCCAGCCGCUGCGCACCCACAGAGACGAGGCCAUUUACGAGUGCACGGCCACCAACAGCGCCGGCGAGAUCAACACCAGCGCCAAGCUCACGGUGCUCGAAGAGAACCAGAUCCCGCACGGCUUCCCCACCAUCGACAUGGGCCCCCAGCUGAAGGUGGUGGAGCGGACCCGCACGGCCACCAUGCUGUGCGCGGCCAGCGGGAACCCCGACCCGGAGAUCUCGUGGUACAAGGACAUGCUUCCCGUGGACAUCAACAGCAGCAACGGCCGCAUCAAGCAGCUGCGCUCAGGUGGUACGCCCAUCCGAGGUGCUCUUCAGAUCGAGAACAGCGAGGAGUCGGACCAGGGCAAGUACGAGUGCGUCGCCAUGAACAGCGCCGGGACACGUUACUCAGCUCCGGCCAAUCUCUACGUGCGAGUGCGCAGGGUCCCGCCGCGCUUCUCCAUCCCGCCCACCAACCAGGAAGUGAUGCCCGGCGGCAGCGUCAACCUGACCUGCGUGGCCGUGGGCUCGCCGAUGCCCUACGUCAAGUGGACCAAGGGCGGCGAGGACCUGACCAAGGAGGAGGAGAUGCCGAUGGGACGCAACGUGCACGAGGUCACCAACAUCCGCGAGUCGGCCAACUACACGUGCGUGGCCAUGUCGUCCCUCGGCAUCAUCGAAGCCACCGCUCAGGUCACCGUCAAAGCCUUGCCAAAACCGCCCACCUCCCUCAUCGUCACCGAGACCACCGCCACCAGCGUCACCCUCACAUGGGACUCGGGCAACCCCGAGCCGGUGGCCUACUACAUGAUCCAGUACCGACCCAAAGUGUCCGACAACGGCUUCCAGGAGGUGGAAGGAGUGGCCACGACUCGCUACAGCAUCGGCGGACUCAGCCCCUUCUCCGAGUACGAGUUCCGGGUCAUGGCCGUCAACAACAUCGGCCGCGGGCCUCCCAGCGACCCCGUGGAGACCCGCACGGGGGAGCAGGCGCCCUCCUCGCCGCCGCUGCAGGUCCAGGCUCGCAUGCUGAGCGCCACCACCAUGCUGGUCCAGUGGGCCCAGCCCGAGGAGCCCAACGGCCAAAUCCGAGGCUACAGAGUUUACUACAGCUCAGACCUGACGGCGCCGCUCAGCGCCUGGCAGAAGCACAACACGGACGACAGCCACCUGACCACCAUCUCUGGUCUGACCCCCGACAUCACCUACAGCCUGAGGGUGCUGGGCUUCACCUCGGUGGGUGACGGGCCGCCGUCCGACAUCCUGCAGGUCAAAACUCAGCAGGGAGUCCCCGCCCAGCCGUCCAGCUUUGAGGCCGAAGCUGAACUGGACACUUGUAUCCGGCUGACAUGGCUCUGGCCCGUCCAGGACCCGAUCACCAAGUACGAGCUGCAGUACUGGGAGGCCGGAUCGGAUCACAAGGAGCACGUGACCUUUGACCCCGUGGGCACCUAUGCUGUGGAACGGCUGAAGCCUGACACGCUGUACCGCUUCUCCUUGGCAGCCCGCUCAGAAAUGGGUCUGGGCGUCUACACGCAGCCCAUCGAGGCCCGCACCGCCCAGUCCACUCCCUCCGCCCCCCCUCAGGACGUCCAGCUGCUCAGCCUCAGCUCCACCCGACUCAUGGUGAGUUGGGUGGCGCCGCCGGCCGCCAGCCGCCACGGCGCCAUCGUGCGCUACACGGUGAGCUACCAGGCGCUGGCGGGGGAAGACACGCAGCGCCACGAGGUGAGCGGCAUCGGGGCCGACGCCACCAGCUACGUGCUGGACGACCUGGAGAAGUGGACCGAGUAUCAGGUGUGGGUGAGGGCGCACACUGACGUGGGCCCCGGGCCCGAGAGCCCCCCGGUCAGGAUGAGAACCAAGGAGGACGUGCCCGGAGCGCCCCCUAGGAAGCUGGAGGUCGAGGCUCUCAACUCCACCGCCAUCCGCGUCUCCUGGAAGCCACCGCUGCAGCUGAAGCAGCACGGCCAGAUCCGAGGCUACCAAGUCAUCUUCUCGCGGCUGGAGAACGGCGAGCCGCGCGGACAGCCCAACAUCAUGGACGUGGCUCUGCCCGAGGCUCAGUGGAAUAUUGACGAGUCCACCGAGCAUGAGGCCGUCAUCGCCGGGCUGCAGUCCGAGACCACGUACUCGGUGACCGUGGCGGCCUACACCACCAAGGGAGACGGAGCCAGAAGCAAAGCCAAAGUCAUCACCACCACCGGGGCGGUCCCGGGGAAGCCCUCCAUGAUCAUCAGCACCACCACGGAGAACACGGCGCUGGUCCAGUGGCAGCCUCCGAAGGAGAUGGUGGGCGAGCUGAUGGGCUACCAGCUGCAGUACAAGCGCACCGACGACGACAGCUACGUGUCCCGCGAGCUGCGCAAGGUGGACGAGCACUUCACCGUCACCGGGCUGCACAAGGGCGCCACCUACGUCUUCCGCCUCAGCGCCAGGAACCGCGCCGGCAUCGGCGAAGCCUACGUGAAGGAGAUCACCACGGCUGAGGACGUGCCCACGGGCUACCCCCUCAACCUGCAGGUGACCGGUCUGACCCAGUCCAGCACCCAGCUCACCUGGGAGCCCCCCCUGCUGGCCGAGCGCAACGGCAAGAUCCUCCACUACGUGGUGGUCUACCGGGACAUCAACAGCCAGCGGAACAGCACCAACCGCACCGCGCACACCAACAUCACCAUCCACGGCCUCAACCCCGACACCACCUACGACAUCAGGGUGCAGGCCUUCACCAGCAAGGGGGGCGGCCCCCUGAGCCCCAGCAUCCAGAGCCGGACCAUGUCCAACGAUUUCCCCACGUUGAACUUCGGUGUGAAGGCUGUGAUGAAGACCUCCGUCCUGCUCACCUGGGACCUUCCUCCCAACUACAAGGCUCAGACUCCGUUCAAGAUCCUGUACAACCAGCAGAGCGUGGAGGUCCACGGCGACCGGAAGAGGAAGCUGAUCUCGCAGCUGGAGCCGGACACCGACUACUCCUUCGUGCUGAUCAGCCGCGGCAACAUGGCCGGGGGUCUGCAGCAGCAGGUGUCCGUGCGCACGGCCCCCGACCUCAUCAAGACCAAGCCCAUGUACAGCACCCACCAGGCUCACGGCGGCAAGAUGACCAUCAAACUCCCCAAGGUCCAGACCACCACCAGCGUCAGGUGGUACUACGUGGUGGUGGUGCCGGUCUCCCAGGCCAGGCAGUGGACCAACCCCGACGAGAUGGACCUGGACGAGCUUCUGAAGUCCAGCGAAGGGCCGGCGCUGAGGCGGCGCCGCCGUCACCUGGACUCCUCCAAGCCGUUCAUCGCCGCCAAGCUGACGUCGCUGCCCACCAACUUCACCCUCGGAGACGAGAAGAUGUACAACGGCUUCUUCAACAAGCCGCUGACCAGCCAGCAGAUGUACCUCUGCUUCGUGCUCGCCGUGCUGCGGAACAAGGGCGCGGACAACAGCGCCAACUACAUGACCUUCUCCGCCAGCCCCUACUCCGACCUGAUCCAGGUCACCACCGUGGAGCAGCCCGAGAUGCUGUGGGUGAUGGGCCCGGUCCUGGCUGUCAUCCUCAUCAUCAUCAGUGUCAUCGCCAUCCUGCUGUUGAAAAACAAACCGGAAAGGAAGCGCGCCUCCCCUGUACCCAAGGACGACCACUCCGGCGGGGUGAAGGAGCACCUGCUGCAGAACUCCAACGACCCCGUGGAGAUGCGACGGCUCAACUACCAGACUCCAGGUCCCAGCACUCAUCGCUGCCCCAACACGCCAAGAAUGAGGGAGCACCCGCCCAUCACCGUGGCCGACCUGGCCGACCACAUCGAGCGCUUGAAAGCCAACGACAGCCUGCGGUUCUCCCAGGAGUACGAGUCCAUCGAUCCGGGCCAGCAGUUCACCUGGGAGAACUCCAACAUGGAAGUCAACAAACCAAAGAAUCGUUACGCUAACGUCAUCGCCUACGACCACUCCAGAGUGGUGCUGACCCCUGUGGACGCGGUGCCGGGCAGCGACUACAUCAACGCCAACUACAUCGACGGCUACAGGAAGCAGAACGCCUACAUCGCCACGCAGGGGCCGCUGCCUGAGACGCUGAGCGACUUCUGGAGGAUGGUGUGGGAGCAGCGGUCCAACACCAUCGUCAUGAUGACCAGGCUGGAGGAGAAGUCGCGGGUGAAGUGUGACCAGUACUGGCCCAUACGAGGAACCGAGACCUACGGGAUGAUCCAGGUCACCAUGCUGGACACCGUGGACUUGGCCACCUACAGCGUCCGAACGUUCGCGCUCUACAAGAACGGCUCCAGUGAGAAGAGGGAGGUGCGACAGUUCCAGUUCAUGGCCUGGCCGGACCACGGCGUGCCCGAGUACCCCACCCCCAUCCUGGCUUUCCUCAGACGCGUGAAGGCCUGCAACCCUCCGGACGCUGGACCCAUGGUGGUGCACUGCAGCGCCGGCGUGGGCAGAACCGGCUGCUUCAUCGUGAUCGACGCCAUGUUGGAGCGCAUGAAGCACGAGAAGUCGGUGGACAUCUACGGUCACGUGACCUGCAUGAGAGCCCAGAGGAACUACAUGGUGCAGACGGAGGACCAGUACAUCUUCAUCCACGAGGCUCUGCUGGAGGCCGCCACCUGCGGGAACACCGAGGUGCCCGCCCGAAACCUGUACGCCCACAUCCAGAAGCUCACCCAGCCGCCGGCCGGGGAGACGGUGACCGCCAUGGAGCUGGAGUUCAAGAGACUGGCCAACUCCAAAGCCCACACGUCGCGCUUCAUCAGUGCCAACUUGCCCUGCAACAAGUUCAAGAACCGCCUGGUCAACAUCAUGCCUUUCGAGUCCACCCGCGUCUGCCUGCAGCCCAUCCGAGGCGUGGAGGGCUCCGACUACAUCAACGCCAGCUGCAUCGACGGCUACAGACAGCAGAAGGCCUACCUGGCCACCCAGGGCCCCCUGGCCGAGACCACCGAGGACUUCUGGAGGAUGCUGUGGGAGCACAACUCCACCAUCGUGGUGAUGCUCACCAAGCUGCGAGAGAUGGGCCGGGAGAAGUGUCACCAGUACUGGCCCGCUGAGCGCUCAGCCAGGUACCAGUACUUCGUGGUGGACCCCAUGGCCGAGUACAACAUGCCCCAGUACAUCCUGCGAGAGUUCAAAGUCACAGAUGCAAGGGAUGGGCAGUCCAGAACCAUCCGCCAAUUCCAGUUCACCGACUGGCCCGAGCAGGGAGUGCCAAAAACCGGGGAGGGCUUCAUCGACUUCAUUGGACAAGUGCACAAAACCAAGGAGCAGUUCGGGCAGGACGGGCCCAUCACGGUCCACUGCAGUGCCGGGGUGGGAAGGACCGGGGUCUUCAUCACCCUCAGUAUCGUGCUGGAGAGGAUGAGGUACGAGGGCGUGGUCGACCUCUUCCAGACCGUCAAGACGCUUCGCACGCAGCGGCCCGCCAUGGUGCAGACCGAGGACCAGUACCAGUUGUGCUACCGGGCAGCGUUGGAGUACCUGGGGAGUUUUGACCACUAUGCAACGUAACCACUUUCACCGAGCAGCCUCCCUGGUCAGACCUCUCAGGAGUGCCAAGUGUCCCAAACCCAUCCAACCCAACACCCUCCCUCCCUCGCAGCCACCAGAGGGGACGAGAAAAGAAGGGACACCGCCCACCGUCCGCCCCCCUCAUCUGCAGACUCUUGUACAGACCGGCCAACUAACUCUCCCCGAUCGUCACGGCGACUGGUAGCACCACGCUUGUCUGGUUUUGACCUUGUUUUUACUCCUCAUCGUAACAUUCUGUCUUAAACCUUGUUUCUUUUGUUGUCAUGAUUGUUUUUAUAUACGUUCACGCGAGGGUACUUUAGCACAGGGCCGCAUGUGUUCGCCACAUGUCCCCACCAACUCGUACAGGAGGACCACUGAGCUGCUUUCUCGUUCUGUUGUUACCGGGCAGUUGACGACGAUGCCUUCAACACUCAGAGCACAAAGUUCGCGAGAGAAUCCGAGACGGAAAAGCACAUGAUUCUUUUUUUUGUCGUGAUUUUCAUCGGAAGCCGACGGCAUCGAGGCCUUCAUGCUCCACAGCGGAGAACUUCCUUGAGGAACCCAGACUUUUCUACCCAAAGGGUAAUCAACCAUACGAAGAAACACCACCCCCCCUCCCCCCAGUCCAUCCCCGAUCUCUGGAUACAGACCCUCUCGCCUCCUCGCUGGGGGCGGAGCCAUCACUGCUGUACAGAAUCAUUCCUGCCAGAGAAGAUCUGGACUGACGUUAUUUUAUACAGAAAUAGAAGUAUAAAUAUAUAAUUAUGAUUGAUUAUAUAUAUGUACAAUUACACAUAGAUAUAUACGCAGCUUUGAGAUAUAUUGUUGAAGAUGAUCAGCCGAGCGUCGGGCGCCCGCCGUCCCAGAGUGUGUGUUAAUGGAUCCACUGUUGUAUCUACCAUCGUAACUUCCGUCGGCGGGUGUGGACGACAGCACAGCCUCGCCCCCCACCCUCCCUCCCUCCCUCCCCCACCACACUCAAGCACACAUCUCCUCCAGGGGAAGGCAGCGGCGCAGGUGGGCGGGAGACGGGGGAAAAAAACAAAAACGCUGGCGACAAACGUUCAUUUUUACCUUGUGAAUGCUUUAGUGCUGUAGGGGUUCGACCUGUUGUACACACAGUCUGUUUUCUAUCUGUUGAUAAAGACCUGGAAUUUAAAAACUGUUGACGAAAAACAAAAACAUCGAUGUUAAUAAAGAUAAAUAAUUGGGUUUUUGUAAA